Molecule: messenger RNA, 951 nt
Organism: Lactuca saligna
Lineage: Eukaryota; Viridiplantae; Streptophyta; Magnoliopsida; Asterales; Asteraceae
Source: the annotation of a GenBank genome assembly
AUGGUUAAUGAUUAUAAAGUCGUCAUGGAAAAUCUUAAUCCACAAAGGCGUUUCCAGGUUCUUCCUCUCUUAUGUUGUUCUAAGCGUUAUCAGCUAAUAUGGGACAGAACCCUUGGGUUGCCACUAAAGAGAUCAAGAAGAUCCCUUGGGUUACCAGCCACUCCCAAUGCCAUCAUAGAAGAAGACCCUAUUAUGUGGAUUGGUUUGGAAAUAAAGGCACUUCUUCAAAAUGUUGGGAAAUCUUUUUGUCCAAAUUAUGUUGAUUGGUUUAGAUUUGAAGCUGCUGAUAUACCUCCAAGAAGUGCUGAUAAAUCAGUUGUUUCCAAAUUUCUACAAACAAAUCCUUCUGAUCAUACUACCUUUAAAUUAAAGGAAAUGGUCAGAUUGAUGAAAGAAAAACGUUUUCAUGCUGCUUUCAAGUGUUACUAUAAUUUCCACAAAAUUAAUUCGAUAUCUAGUGAUAAUCUUCAUUAUAAAAUGGCAAAUGAAGAUAUGGAAUACAUCACCAGGAAAGCAGAGACAACUCAGGCAGUGUACAUAAGAAGGAAAUACGGGAACAAACAGUUGUCAUCAUCAAUCUACUUGAGUGAAGCUGAGCCUUUUCUUGAACAAUAUGCCUCUAAUGAAGAAGAUGGAGCCAGAAGCAUUUCUUAUGCUGCAGUUGCUGCUCAUGCAGAUCAGACUAGCAGGAGGAAAUUAGCACCUUUCCAGGUUCCUUUGUUACUAGGCAUUGGGGAAGAAGAUACAGCCCCGACUAAGGCAACUGAAAGUGGCGAUACUGAUCUUGUUUAUAUUGUUCUCUUUCAUAUAUGGCAGAAGAGACUAGCAUUGGAAUUAUUUGGAACGAUACAAGCUAGACCUAUUGCGCACGAUCUAUUCACACGAGACUCAAGAUAUCAUAUUUUGGCAUGGCUAAAAUCUUUGGAGGAAACGCGACUCAAGAAAAAGUAA